GAUCGAUCGAGUUCACUCACAGGCCGCGACUUGUCGACUUGAUUGUAACGCGGAAAACAAAACUAUAUAUUGAGUAAAAUGUGAACUAAGUGCUGACACAUAAACAAAAACAGGUGUAAAUAACAAUUAAUAGUCAGUGACAUGCGUUUACUGAAGUCAUGGUUAUAAAAUAAAGAACAACGAUCAAGUGUUCAUGUAUUUGUGUUUUAACACCCGGAUUUACAUUCGAAAGCGACAUGUUAACCCGAGCUGUAGUUUAAACUCUGGAUUACUUAACAACUCUGGUUCUAAUCAUACUCUAAAGACAAUACGAAAAUCAAAUAUUGAUGACAUCAGCAGAUCCAGGCAAUCUGCGUUGAGAUGAACUUAAUAUGCCCAAUCAGCCUGCUUCUCUUGCCAUUUACCUAUGGACGAGUAUGCACGGAUGACCAACCGUCAGUCGCCAUAUGCGAGACAGGAAGUGUACGCGGGGCGGUUGUAAGCCUCGACAUGACAUUCAUCGGCAGUUAUAACGCGUCAGACUGCGUAUGUCAGAUGAAGGCAAAUACUUCCGGUUUCUCGAUAAACGUCACAGCCGGUGGAUCAGUGUUUGGGGAGUGCGGCUCCCGGCUUGAGAUUUUGUUUAGCGAUAAGAGCUUGCAGAUGAACUGCGGGCCUUCCGUGGUUCAGUCCAGCAUAGGGGACUGGGCCAACAUCACAGUCUCGAACUUGGGUCGCCCCUCCGCUGUGCAUGCGCAGUACUGCUUGACAUUUUUCUCCGAUAAGCCAGGCACCGACUUGGUCCUAUCUUGUUCAGCACCCAGUACCCCCGGGCAAUCAUCUACACCAACUACCACCCCACCACCUCAGAGCAACACAACCUCUGUUCAGCCACAAUCAACCAGCAACCAAGCGUCAAACAAUUCACUAACACUGUCCCAAACCACAAAUAGCUCAGUAUUUCACAAUUCCACCACUACAACUUCUACUAAUACCACCACCAUAGAUACCACUACAAUAUUCACUACGUCCCACACGAACAGCACCGGCGGAAACAAUGCAAAUAUCACUACAAUGAUCCCUUUAUCACAAAACGCCACCAUCACCAACACAACUAGUACCACCACAGUGUUCCCUCUAUCUAUCACAACACAAGCACAGCCUACCGCAUUCACAUUGACGUCAGACCCACCACUGACGUCACUCACAUUACCACCUUCCACAACUGCAGAGAAAACACAAGAAGCUCUUGCCAACUCAACAGUUUAUCCACCAUCUAACAUGACCGCAAAUAACACUCUGCCAAUCACAUCCCAGCUACCAGAGACUGGCGUCUCAACCUCUACUACGACUGUUCCCACCGUAUCAUUAACGACGUCAACUUCUAGUAACUCGUCGACAUCUUCACAAGCUUCAACUACUUCCCUCAGUUCUCCAACUACAUUGAACGGUUCUUCCCCAUUAGCGAUAGCAACAACAGUUCUAAUGACUCUGACAACACCCAAUGCUUCUGGCGUUGACAGGAACGCAACUAAUUCUUUUACAACGAUGACAUCAAGCGUUACUAUCCCGACGGUGACUUAUUCAAACGUCACGGGUACUGAAAAUAGAACAAAUACGACUACAACCUUUACAACUAUUACGUCACGUGUCACUUCGCCGACGGUGACGCAUUCAAACGUCACGGGUACUGCAACUGGGAAAAACACAACUAUCGCUUCUACAACGAUGACACCACGCGUUAUUACAACGACGGCGACGAUUUCAAACGUCACCGGUAGUGAAAAUGCAACAAACACGACUAAGGCUUCUACAACGGUGACGCCACGCCUCACAACUUCGACCAUGACGAAUUCAAACGUCACGGGUAGUGCGAAUGGGACAAAAACAACCACAUCCUUAUUGACAUCAAUUACAACAACGACUGUUAUAAAACACGUUACGACGUCUCCUGUAGUUUCUUCUGAAAAGUCUACCUCAUUUGAAAAUAAAUCAACGUCGAGUAUUAAACCUAAUGGAACGACCACACAUCUGGGCGAAAGCACAAUAAGUUCAACUGUGUCUAUGUCAACUACUUCAAAUGAAAAUUCGACGUCGAACACUACUAUCACGACUCGCGUGACGUCAUCAAAUACUACAUUGAUUGAAACAACUACAACCGUGUUUCCAAAUGCAUCUACUGAACCACAUAAUACAACACAUGGUACAAAUAACACGGUGUUACCGACUUCAACACAAGUCCCUUUCAACCCUACAGAAACAAAUAACACGGUGAUCCCAAACACAACACCAGACACGUUAAACACUACAACAACAACUAGACUUAAUACAGUUCUCCCAAACACAACCAUUGACCCGUUAAACACAACAACAACCACGAAUAACACAGAGUCUCGAAAUACAACAGCUGACCCAUCAAACACAACACCGGAACACAACGCUACAGUAAAUACUACACCCUACAGUAAUGACAAUAGGACUAUCGACAACAGCACCGAUAAUGUAGGAAAAAGUACGGAGGGAGGUCCCACCACUAAGAAGCCCGUUUCUACCGAUGGAUUUUGGGUACCGCCAGUUCAGAAAUAUGACGACGAGCCUCAGGAGACCAAUAUUGUUGUGAUCAUCGUGCCGCUAGUGGGAGUCAUAGCGUUGAUAGUCAUAACGGUGUUUACCUACAUCAUGUGCAAACGGACACGCAAAGCUUCCCGACGCACACUUACACAAGGCGGCAAGACAAAGGGGCGCCAUGACCAGAACGGGAACGUCGAGGGCACGAAAUACACCGGAACGCCCCCAAGCGACCAGCUGAAACCAGCCUCUACUCUGGACAAGUUUACCGUUCUGUCAAACGGGGGGACGGAGACGACAAAGGUCGUGACGGAAGAUGAAACCCGUCCACGUGACUAUGGCAAUCACGUGAUUACAAGUGGGGAUACCAAAGGAGCGCGACUCGACUUAGCGUCUCACUUUGACUCCGCCGAAGCGAGAAACGACAGUGAACGGAAGUUGCUUAGCACGUAUGAACCGACAGAAAGGGAAAGGGACCUGCUAGCAAGUCUCGAGCUGACGGCUAUAGCGCUAGAAAAUGACCCUGAGGACCCUAAUCGAUACUUUACAAAGUCAGAUCCGGGGGAUUGGUAUCGAGUGAUCAUGAAAGGAAAGACUCCAAAAAAGGACUGUGGAAAGCGUUCAAGAAAAUACGAAAUUUCGGAUUCUGUGAAGUCCAAACGAAGAAAUGAUCGACAUAAAUCACGUGACAACUCUAGUGAAAAGCGAAAAAGCAGACGACAUAAGUCUGAAUCAGAACAUGGAUCCAGUGAUUCGUCCGGAAAGCGUAGACUCAGGUCAAAAUCUAGUGAUUUAAAUAACGAGAGAUCAAGUGAAAGCAAACAUAUUGACAGAGAAUAUAAAUCUAACGCUAACAGACAGCCAGAAAACCAUAUAAAUGAUGGAAAUACAAAUUACAAAUCAGGGGAAUUUGCAAAAGCGUCAGUUAUUGAAAGCCAGUCAGUAAAGGUAAUAGAAAGUAAACCGAGAAUAAUAGAAAGUCAACCAAGGGUAAUAGAAAGUAAACCAAAUGGUGUUGAAAACAAAGCGAAAGUUAUUGAAAACAAACCCAGAGUGAUCGAAAGUAUGCCCAGUCAAUUAAGUCACGGCAAAGAAUUGGUUCCCGAACUACAGAGGACUCGAACAGGUAUGAGUCAGGUUAGCUCAGAAAAGGAACCAGGCAAUAUAAGCACUGGAAAUAGCAUACGGGACCUUGUAAACGAGGUAAAUCUACCGGAAGAUAGCGGUAAAUCUGCCGGAUAUCCCAAGAAAAAUGCAGAAAAUGUGCUUUCCAGCACUCAACCAUCCCCUAGUCGUACAAGAAGCAAUUUAUUUAACAGGACAGGUGGACUAACUCAGUCCAUGCCGGUGAAAGAAUCAAAUAAGCGGCCGGAAAUUGUGCCGCCUUUAAAUCUUACAAAUACAGGGGACCGAUUUGAAAUUGAUGACGACGGAUUUGAAGGCUUUGUGUUGAAUAACUAAUGUUUCAUACAUGUACUUGAUUAUUGAAAACAUUUUAUAUGGGUUAUUUAAAGUUGCUGAUUUUGUUGAUUUAAAUAUAUUUAUAUAUAUAAGCAUAUCAUCUUUAGCGGAAGUGACGUUAUAUUAUCGCACGUUACAUACGCGCGCGCCAAUAAACAAUUAUAUCAUAUAUAUAUAUAUAUAUAUAUAUAUAUAUAUAUAUAUAUAUAUAUAUAUAUAUAUAUAUAUAUAUAUAUAUAUAUAUAUAUAUAUAUUGAGAUUGUGGACAUUUGAAAGGGUAUUUGUGAUAAACUCAUACUCAAAUGGUUGUGAUUUAUUACGAGUAUUUUAUAGCGUCAUGUGAUAAUUAUUUAUAUUAGUCUGUGUUCUUCCGGCCAUCUACAGCUGUGUUAAUGAUCGCAUACUAUACUGGUUUUACUUUUAAUCUGUUUGCAUGCUCAAACCAAAAUUGUUUUAAAAUCGACGACCUUGUCACAUCAGACAAAAACUAACAUAUUAUUAAUUAUAAUUGUGUUAGCAUUUUUAGAAAACGUGUACAAACAUUUAUCAUCUAAUUGCACUUAUUUGAAAUAUCUUAUAAGCCUUUGAUUUAUACGAACAACUACUUUCUUCUUUUAAUAAAGAUAUAUAACCUGUAAUUUUGUUGUUGAUAAAAUUCAUAAUUAAAUUGAAUUAUGCACGUAUUAGUAUUUACCAUUUUUAUUCAAUAUUGUUAAAUGAUUACUUGGCCAUAGUGUAUGCAUUUCCAUAUUUACAUUUUGUUAAGCGAUUUUGAAAUACAAUUUAAAAUAC
This is a messenger RNA of Dreissena polymorpha, 4800 nucleotides long. Its product is annotated as mucin-4-like. The coding region runs from base 361 to 4008 and encodes 1215 amino acids. The transcript is spliced from 7 exons. Lineage: Eukaryota; Metazoa; Mollusca; Bivalvia; Myida; Dreissenidae. The record is from RefSeq and is a predicted model, not a curated record.